Sitodiplosis mosellana (orange wheat blossom midge) is the source of this 2816-nucleotide messenger RNA. RefSeq names its product basement membrane proteoglycan-like. Bases 653 to 2716 code for a protein of 687 amino acids. The record is from RefSeq and is a predicted model, not a curated record. NCBI's taxonomy places the organism in Eukaryota, Metazoa, Arthropoda, Insecta, Diptera, Cecidomyiidae. Gene Ontology annotation, molecular function: protein binding. The transcript is spliced from 7 exons.
GAAUCUAAAAACGUCUGCUAUGAUUAGGCAACUUUUAAAUGCUGUUCAUUUGCUCCGAUACAUUAAAUACUUCCGAUUAUUUUCAUUCGAACGACGAUUUUUUGCGUAGAAUUCUUUGACCAUUGCCUUAUAGUUCUGCAAAAUAUCAUCACAUUACGUGUUGUCUUUUGAGCUUUUAUUUCAAAAAUCUAAAGCAUUACUACGAAAUACAAAAAUUUCUUCACUUUCGGAAAUAUACUUUCCAAGAAUUGCAAUCAAUCCAAUGAAACAAGAAAUGUGCAUUUUCUGAAAAAAAAAAAAAAUAAGAACAUCGAACAACUGAUAAGCAACGUUGCAUUGUGUUGUUCAUUAAUUCACCGAUUCACUAUCAUUCCAACAGCGAAAUAGUCAAGUCGCAUUUCAAUUGAGUUGAACAUUUUGAAGAGUGUUUUGUUUAAUGCGCAUAAAAGUGUGAGAAUAUUGAAACUAAGCACAUAAUCAAUUUAAUCUCAAAUUGAGAUUCUCAAUCAAAGUGUUUUGUUGGAGGGAAUUUAUUCAAUAAGCACAAGAUUUUAAUAAGAAAAUUGAAACCAACAUUCAUUCCUUUGUCACAAUGUUCGAGUUAUCAAUUUUCUUAUUGAAAUAAUUGUAAAUUAGUGUUGAAUUAAGAAAUAUGAAGAUUAUCCUAAUCCUUCGGAUUUUGUGCUUUGGCACAAUUUUUUGUGGCGCUCGAAUGGUGGAGUCAGAAUCGACAUCGGAUUGUAAUUCUAAUGAGCUCCGUUGCAACAAUGGAGAUUGUGUUCCGAAAGAAGCCGGAUGUAAUGGCGAAUGGAAUUGCGAGCAAGGUGAAGACGAAAUCGAUUGCGAAUAUUACAAUUAUUAUUUAGACCAUUAUAAGGCUAAGUUAUGUCCAGAUGAUAAAUUUAGAUGCAAAAGUGGUCAUUGCAUUUUGAAAGGAUGGGCAUGUGAUGGUAAACGGGAUUGCACGGACGGUUCGGAUGAGGAACCGAAAAUGUGCAAAAAUCGGCCUUGUGCUUGGGAUGAGAUUUCAUGUGGCUCUAACGGCGAAUGUAUACCUAGGACUUGGAUAUGUGAUGGAAAACAAGACUGUUCAAAUGGAUUUGAUGAGUCCAAAUGCACCCAAGACGAAGUGGACAUUUCAUUUGUUCCACUCAAUGCGACCACUUUCAAGCCACCAACCGCUGAUCUAGUCUUUGAUAUUCACAACAUUUACCGAAGCGACAACUACAAUCUGACCUGUUUAAUCUCUGGAAAUCCAAUGCCUAAUGUCACCUUCAAAAAACUGGGUGCAGAUAGUUUUGGAUUAAAUGUGCAGCCAGAUGGCAAUGUUCUACGAUUUUUCAACACACAAUUUGACAAUGGAGGUGUUUACCAAUGCAUAGCCGAAUCAAAUGGUGGUAUUGACAAAGCCAAUACGAUCGUUAAUGUGGAAGCAUUGGAAGAACUGAAGGUUGAGAUUUAUCCGCAUGGACCACAAAUUGUGCAAGAGGGCGAACAUGUGCUACUCAAAUGUCGAAUUGUUUCUGGUAAUCCGGGUGCAACUUUAGAAUGGUCUCGACGUGAUCAAGAGCCAUUUUCAUAUCGUGUCGAAAAGAUAUCGAAUGGCACAAUUUUAAUUUCGAAUAUAAAAGCAGCAGAAGCUGGUGAAUACGUGUGCAAAGCUGUUGAUGGCUCUGUAGCAACAAUGGAAAUAACCUCGAUUGUCAUUCAACCAACUCCAACUGUACAAAUCACCAUUUUUCCAAACGUUCAAGAAAUUACUUUAACUGAGGGCGACCCAUUGGAUCUAUUUUGCACUGCAAAUGGUUCAUCCAGUGUGACAUGGCAUACGAUUAACACAACAACUCCGGAUUAUUCUCUUAUGUCUUAUCAUUCGGCAACACUGAAAAAAUUUACCAUCAAUCGCAAUGAUGAAGCGAUCUACAUUUGUCGUGCUGAAAACAAAUUUGGAUACACCGACAAACGGAUCAAAGUUUUAGUUCAACCGAAAGUAGACGUGAUCAAUGUCUGUCAAACACAUAAACCGUGCAAAAACAACGGCAUCUGCGUGAGCCACGGCAGUAAUUUCACCUGCGAUUGUCGGAUACAUUACACUGGAGAGAUUUGCCAAUACAAUGACCCAAUCAAGUUUGCUAGCCAGUUCCGAGGCAAUGGUUACAUUGAAUUGAAUCGAUCCGUUGUGGCAGCAACAUCUCUCGGAUCUAAUAUUUCACUGUCAUUCCUAUUAUCCACUUCAGAACCGAAUGGUUUGAUAGUUUGGUAUGGACAAAAGAAGGGUGAAGCAUAUCCAUGGCUCUGGUCAUCGACUGGACAAGAUUUCGUGGCUCUGGCCAUUGUCAAUGGCUAUUUGAAAUAUACAGUGCGUCUGUUAGGUCGAGAAAAAUCCAACACACUGGACGUGCGAGUCGAUGAUGGAGAACGUCACGUUGUUAUUUUAACACGAUACGAUAUAAGUGUUCGACUUCAACUCGACGAUUUCCGUGUAGACGAAGAAAUUAUAGGAUCUGACGAUGAUGUUCUCUACUGGCCACCACUACAACUAAACGAACUCUUCAUUGGUGGUGCACCAGAUAUAGAAGAAAUCACCGAAAAUCGGUAUAUGCAAGGCUUCAACGGUAAUAUCUACAUGAUCGAAGGCACUGACGGGGCACCUGUCAACGUAUAUGAUAACGCUGUCGGCGGAUACAAUGUUGCUCCAUGUCAUAAUUUUGUUUGAAGUUAAGAAUAAGAUUAAAGUAAACAUUUUAUCAUAACAAAACACGUGUAACUAGGAAUAAUUGUAAAUAAAAACGUUAACAUGCCUAGUUACUAUACUA